GCGAACUUUCGCCGCGCGGCAAGCAUUACCGCGUCCUGUGUGCAGGAGCCAUUAGAAGUUAUUUGAGGAAAUGGCUCUGGCAAUAAAGUUUUGUAAGCUGUCAAGCCUAUCGUUCUUAAAAAAUAAAGGGUACUUGUACAAUACAGUAAGAUGUAUAUCUGAUGAAAAACCGUUACCAUGGAAUUACCUCUGGGAGCCAGGCAAAUAUUCGAAAGAAAAUCAUGAUAAAAUUGCCGAAAAGUAUCACAUGCAUCCAAAAGAUUAUAAACCUUGUCCUGAAGAGUGGGGAAUGGGUGAUUAUCCAGAUUUGCCUAUGAUAGGACCAGGUGCUAAAGAUCCAUACUAUCCUUAUGACUUUCCAGUUUAUAGGAAGAAUUACCAUGAAAUAGUACAUUAUCAAUUUGAUAUGAUGACUGAGGACCGUCAUGAUUUUGGCGUGAAAGAGAGAAUUAAUCCAGCUAUUGGAGCCCUAAUAUUUCUUGCUAUUAUAGGUGGUUUUAUAGGACUAUACAUCUUAACAGAUCCUUAUUAUGCCUUUGAACCAUUAAUGGAAAAACAAUAUCCAUAUAGAGGUAAAAUAUAUUAUACAUUUGAACCACAAGAGAAAUAGAUACAGCAAACUUGUCAAAAAUACACUUCAGUAUAUGAAGUUAUUGUAACAUAUGAAUACAUAGUAUCUGUAAUAAUAACAUAUGUCUAUUUAUUAUAAUACUCAUGCAAUA
Molecule: messenger RNA, 722 nt
Organism: Odontomachus brunneus
Lineage: Eukaryota; Metazoa; Arthropoda; Insecta; Hymenoptera; Formicidae
Gene: ND-ASHI
Product: NADH dehydrogenase [ubiquinone] 1 beta subcomplex subunit 8, mitochondrial
Exons: 4
Coding region: 71-610 (179 amino acids)
Cellular component (GO): mitochondrion
Source: RefSeq, a predicted model, not a curated record